CUCGAACGCUUUUAGGCUGCCAUAAUGAGUUUGACGGCUGAAUCCACCGUGAACUUGCGCCACUUAUCUAUGUGCAAUAGCGUUUACGAGGGAUCGGACUUUGACAAGACCUCCGAACGCUCCUCUCCGAUGAUGUGUCCCGACCUGACGGUAUAUAAAUCAAUCAAUCUGAGGUCGGGGCCAUGUGAUUGAACUGCUUCCAUCAUUCAAAUUCCCCUGUCUUACAUCAAUACGGAAUUAAGAUGGCUGCAGAGUCUGUCCCAGUUCUGAUCGUCGGUGGCGGCGUUGGUGGUCUUUCCUCCUCUCUCUUCCUGGCGCAACAUGGCAUCAAAUCUAUGAUCAUUGAGCGACACUCCACUACCUCUAUUCACCCGCGAGCACGAAGCGUCAACGCACGAACGAUGGAGAUAUAUCGACGUCUAGGUAUUGUGGACGAAAUCCGCAAAGCAGGCGCAUGCAUCUCAGCCAGCGCAGGCAUGUUUCACGGUCCGUCUCUCAAAGAAGUUAUAGAUGCUAGACCGCGAAGAGAAGGUGGCCAAAAGUUUCCUUUUACCUGGGUCAUGGAAUCAGUCACUCCCGUCAAUGGUACUUUUGUGACCCAGGACAUGCUUGAACCAGUUCUUGUGAACGAAGCCAGGAGACAAGGUGUGGACAUAAGAUUCUAUACUGAAUUUGUCGGUUUCGAGCAAGACGAAGAGGUAGUUACAGCGAGUGUGAAGAAGCGAGACACUGAAGAGACUUUUAGCAUAAAUGCUCAAUAUCUGAUUGCCGCCGAUGGAGCGAAAAGCCCAGUUCGACAGCAGCUCAAGAUUCCGGUCUCAGGUCGAGGCUCGUUCGGCAAACUUCUUAAUAUACUCUUUAAAGCUGAUUUGGAAGAUCUUGUGCGCGACCGAGAAUUUUCGCUAUGUUUGAUUGAACGUUCUGAGGUAGUGGGUCUUUUCACUUCAGUCAAUAAUACGGACGUCUGGGUUUUUCAUCUUCAUUACGACCCAGCGAAAGGCGAAGGACCAGAGGACUUUCCACCCGAGAAAUGCAAAGAUCUCAUUCGUCUUGCAUUAGGCAUACCGGGCAUUGAAAUCGAUAUUAAGAGCAUACUUCCGUGGGAGCCUUCAAUUCGCGUGGCAAAUCACUUGAAACAAGGACGCGUCUUUCUCGUCGGUGACUCGGCACACCAGAUGCCACCUUAUGCAGGGCAGGGCGCGAACUCAGCAGUUGCUUCUGCACACAAUCUCGCGUGGAAGCUCGCAGCGGUGCUGAACGGCCAGGCAGAAAACGCAUUGCUGGAGACUUACGAGGCUGAACGAUUGCCUGUCGGGCGAGAAGCUGCCGAGAUAUCCGCGAUAGGAUGCGACGAGAAAGGGAUGCUACCUGUGAAGAAAAACUGGGAGUUUUUCAAAUCAAUGGCAAGCAAGCUAUUCAUUGUCGCUGGAUUUGGCUACGGUUACAAUAGCGCGGCAAUCACAAGUGAAAGCAUCUUGCCACUAGGUGGGUGGACAUGGAGACCGUGGACGCUCCCUAGUCUCAUGUUCUCCAUAGAUGGACGACCAGGUCGAAGAGUUCCACACGUGUGGAUCAAGCGCAAUGGAGAACGCAUAUCUACGAUAGAUCUUUGCGGCAAAAACUUUGUGCUCUUUGCUGGCUCAGAAGCAACAGGUUGGCUGGCUGCAGCAAAGAAACUUUCUUCAACAUCCUCAGUCAACAUUGACACAUAUUGCAUUGGACCCAGGGGGGAUCUUACAGCAAGGAGUGGUGUGUUUGAGACCGCUUCUGGCAUUUCUUCUACAGGGGCAUUACUCGUACGACCGGAUGAUUUCGUGGUAUGGAGAGCAAGAAGACAAAACAAAGAUGCAGAAUCAUUGCUCGAGCAAGCGAUAAAGAAGGCGCUAUGCUUGGCCUAAUUGUCUUAAGCACGACUCAUUGGAAAUUCUAG
Messenger RNA from Verruconis gallopava, 1930 nucleotides. RefSeq lists its product as uncharacterized. The record is from RefSeq and is a predicted model, not a curated record. Lineage: Eukaryota; Fungi; Ascomycota; Dothideomycetes; Venturiales; Sympoventuriaceae. The transcript has a single exon. The coding region runs from base 243 to 1898 and encodes 551 amino acids. Gene Ontology annotation, molecular function: FAD binding.